Plasmopara halstedii is the source of this 678-nucleotide messenger RNA. RefSeq lists its product as uncharacterized. The record is from RefSeq and is a predicted model, not a curated record. The transcript is spliced from 2 exons. The coding region runs from base 1 to 678 and encodes 225 amino acids. NCBI's taxonomy places the organism in Eukaryota, Oomycota, Peronosporomycetes, Peronosporales, Peronosporaceae.
AUGGGUACGAAGCAAAGUGUCUUGAAAAAGGAAAUAGCCUCUCUCCGACUAGAACUGCGAGAAAGGUCAGCAAAGCACCAAGAAGAGCUUACGAAAGCUAAGAAGGAGGUGCGAUUGCUACAAACCAAACUUCAGGAGCUUCAAGAUAUCAUAAGACAAGCUGAUGAUGAAACCGAUAAGCUGAAGGUUGAAGCUCGUAAUCAGGAAGAGCGUAUGAAGGCUUUAAUGUGGGAAUUGGCCCGACAGCUGAGGCUGAAUGGAACACCCAUUUUAACUAGUCCACGCUCGUCGCAAGCUACUUCGCCCUCGACACGGAUAGCGUUAAAGUGGAGACUAAACGACGACUUGAUGUUACGACAAUCUACCGUGUCACCGAAAAAGAAUGCCGUAUCUUUGAAAGAAGUUUCACUAGAUAGCGCAGCAAGUAGCAAUUGUCACGACUCUAAAGAAGCUACAAAUGUGACAUCCCCUCACCGAUCUCCAUUGAUUCGGCUCGAUUCUACCAGCUCGUUGACAAAAAUCAGUCAAUCAGAUCUCGAGAAUAAUUGUAAGCUUUCAUCUAAAUCAAACUCCAACGAAUUGAAGCGAGAAGAUCAGGAAUUAAUACUUGAGCGGACACAAGAUGCUGAGAUAUUUGCUUGGGAAUACAAAAGCGAAAGCGAUAGUGAUACAAAUUAA